AUGACACUGGCCGUGCACCCACGAGACGACCCGCCGCCGCCGCCCUCGCUCCGCCCGUCAACUUCACGCGCCAGGCCAACUCCCCCGCACCCCCAGAGACGAGAUAAGGCUGCAGGCGACUCUCACCCGCGCGGUGUGCACGGCGACUCUUCUGCACUUCCAGGACACUCUCUCAAGGGAAAGGAACGCGAGUGGAGCAUCGAGCUGGCUGUCGUCGAGCGCGACGGCAGCAGGAGGGUCGUCGAGGCGAACAGGCCGGGCGAGGGUGCUGGGACCGCGGACGGCGCACGCGAGGGCGUGGACGGCAUUCCAGGGAUGGCAGAGGGUGGCUCGGAUGCGUCUCAUGCGAGCGAGUGGCCGUCGUCGCGCUCGUCUGCCUUGCUGGGCGACCCUUCCGCCUCGGAGGACGGCCGAACAGCGUCGACAUCCUCGAACACUCCGCCGCCUGCUGCAGAACCCGCCUCGAAACCAUCGAGACCGCCUCUACAGUCCAUCUUGAAGCGACCGCAGCCCGCCCGAACCCCGUCGACCUCCUCUCACCACCUCGCUUUCUCUCCCGCCGUCUCGUCGUCUGCCGAAGGACCCAUUACGACCCCUCCGUCAGCCUACCUUCCUCUACCACCCGCAGCGUCUCCCUCACACCUCCAACCCACUACGAUCGCCCUCGGCCCACCCUCGCCCGACUCCUUCGAAUCGAAGGGGAAAUCCUCCGCCUCCUCUCCAACUCUCCCGCACGCCCAUACGCACACACAUGGCGUCCUCUUCUCCACACCCGGCACAACCACCUCCGUCCUCCCGCUAUCCUCACCCUCACACGGCUCGCACUACUCGCACGACCCAGACGGUCCAGUAGACCCGACUAGCACGUUCAAGUCGUGGAAGUCGAGCAUCAUGGGCCGUAGGAGCGGGCUGUAUGAUAAGAAGCGGUUGGCGGCGCUAGGAUUCGACGAGGAGUUGUCGCGCGACUACGACUUUUUCGCGAGUUGGGGGAUCUCGUUGUGCAACAUUGGCGGGUUGCCAGGCACCGUCCUGGGCGUCCUGACAGCCCUCGAAGCCGGCGGCGGCUCAAUGUACGCCAUCGCCUGGCCCCUCUCCGGCCUCUUCAUGAUCUCCCUCGCGGCCGUCCUGGGCGAAAUGGCAUCGACCUGGCCUGUCGCAGGCGCGAUGUUCACCUGGGUCUUUCGACUGUGCCGGAGUAAGAAGAGCUUGAAUCCCUGGGCGAGGUAUGCGAGUUGGGUGGUCGGGAGUCUGUUGUUGUGCUCGCAUGUGUUGCUGCAGAUUGUCGUGACUUGGCAGUUUGCACACAUCAUCCUCGGCGUCGUCGGUCUCUGGACAGAACGGAACUACUCCUUCUGGGUGACCGUCGCCAUCUCUUGGGGAACCCUCUGCUUCUCCGCCCUCGUCGUCUCGUCCCGCCUCUCGCGCUCGCCUUGGCUCUGGCGAGUCUGUGGCUUCUUGAUCGUCGCCUUCUUCCUCAUCAUCAACAUCAUCCUCUUGACCAAGUCUGAACGCAUCUUCUCGGCAGAGUAUGUCUUUACAAGCUAUCGCAACUCGACGGGUUUCACCUCGAAGAGCUACGUCUACAUGAUCGGCUGGGUCCUCACCUGCGUCGCGACGGGUAUGGAGGCGUCCGCGCACAUGGCCGAGGACACGAAGCGACCUUCAAGGACUGUCCCGCUUGCGAUGUUCUGGAGCGUUGCGGCGACUUAUGCGAUGGGUUGGGUGUCGAUUUGCGUCUUGCUUGCCACGAUGAACAUCGACGGUGCCGACCCCGCCCUCCAGCCCUCCAUCGCCCUCAUCGCCAACUCGAUCCCCCGCAAAUACACCGCCGUGAUCCUCAUCUGCGUCGUCAUCUCCCUCCUCUUCCAAAACGUCGCCCAACUCCUCGCCACCUCGCGCUACAUCUGGGCCCUCUCGCGCGAAUCCGCCUUGCCGUUCUCCAACUUUUUCCGACGGCUGAGCAAGACGAACCGGACGCCUACGGCGGCGAUUUGGGUCACCUGGGCGAUCGCUUGUCCUGCGUUAUUGUUCCUCGCCAUCAACAUGUCGAUCAUCGCGACGACCCUCCUCGAAGGCGCGGGAAUCACUUGCACGGCGAGCUACGUCGCCCCGAUCCUUCUCUACCUCGUCUGCGACCGCGACGUCUUGCGAGGAGAUGGGAGGGCGAAGUGGACGCUCAGGGGCGCGAGCAAGCCCCUUGCGGUACCGGUCGCGCUCUUCCUCCUCGUCUUUAUCGUCACGAUGUGCCUACCGACUGGCUAUCCCGUCACUUCCCUCAACGUCUCGUACGCCUCGGCUAUGCUCGUCGGCGUCCUGCUGCUCAGCUCGACGGCGUGGGUCCUCUACGGCAACUCCCAUUACGCCGGUCCGAUCAAGACGACCACGCGCUGGACAAUCGGCGCCGAAGUCGACCUCCCCUCGACUUCUUCCCAAGGCGGUCCGGGCGGGACGAAGAAGAAGUCGACUGCCCACGCGCACGUCACGACUUCCGCUCAACACGGUCGGACUGCGCAUGUCUGGGCGACGAGCGGGACGGACGGGUCGGGCGAGUGGACGUCGACUGAGACUGGUGGGCCGGGGAGGGACAUGCAUGGCGUGAGGACGGGAGAGACGGGCAUGUUGGCGAGCAUGACGGGGAGCGAAUACACGUCGGAGUACACGAGCGAGGAGGGGUCGAGCGAAGAGGAGGGCGAAGGAAGUCGGUCGCCCAGCAGGAGUCGGAGUCGAGAUCGAGGGUCCCGUCAACAGGUCGACGAGGAGCGCAGCAUUCGGUGA
Messenger RNA from Rhodotorula toruloides NP11, 2775 nucleotides. RefSeq names its product amino acid permease-associated region. Gene Ontology annotation, molecular function: transmembrane transporter activity. The record is from RefSeq and is a predicted model, not a curated record. The coding region runs from base 1 to 2775 and encodes 924 amino acids. Gene Ontology annotation, biological process: transmembrane transport; amino acid transport. Lineage: Eukaryota; Fungi; Basidiomycota; Microbotryomycetes; Sporidiobolales; Sporidiobolaceae. The transcript is spliced from 9 exons. Gene Ontology annotation, cellular component: membrane.